Molecule: messenger RNA, 1638 nt
Organism: Saccharomyces paradoxus
Lineage: Eukaryota; Fungi; Ascomycota; Saccharomycetes; Saccharomycetales; Saccharomycetaceae
Gene: NDE2
Product: NADH-ubiquinone reductase (H(+)-translocating) NDE2
Exons: 1
Coding region: 1-1638 (545 amino acids)
Molecular function (GO): NADH dehydrogenase activity
Source: RefSeq, a predicted model, not a curated record
AUGUUGCCCAGACUUGGUUUUGCGAGGACUGCUAGGUCCAUGCACCGUUUUAAGGUUAGCCAGAUCUCUAAACCUUUUUUCCAUUCCACCGAAGUCGGUAAGCCCGGACCACCGCAGAAGCUAUCGAAAUCUUACACAGCAGUAUUCAAGAAAUGGUUUGUCAGAGGUUUAAAGCUCACUUUUUACACGACGUUGGCCGGCACGCUGUACGUGUCAUACGAGUUGUACAAGGAAUCGAACCCACCUAAGCAGAUCCCGCAAUCUACGGCUUUUGCUAAUGGUUUGAAAAAGAAAGAGUUGGUCAUUUUGGGUACAGGCUGGGGCGCCAUUUCUCUUUUGAAGAAACUGGACACGUCUUUGUACAACGUUACCGUGGUGUCACCAAGAAGUUUCUUUCUGUUCACGCCGCUGUUACCUUCUACGCCUGUGGGUACGAUAGAGAUGAAGUCUAUUGUCGAACCGGUUAGGUCUAUUGCUAGAAGAACUCCUGGAGAAGUUCACUACAUCGAGGCGGAAGCAUUGGACGUUGACCCCAAAGCGAAAAAAGUAAUGGUGCAAUCGGUGUCGGAGGACGAGUAUUUUGUUUCGAGCUUGAAUUACGAUUAUCUUGUCGUCAGUGUGGGCGCUAAAACCACUACUUUUAACAUUCCUGGGGUCUAUGGCAAUGCGAGCUUCUUGAAGGAGAUUGAAGAUGCUCAAAAUAUUCGUAUGAAGUUGAUGAAGACCAUAGAACAGGCGAGUUCGUUUCCUGUAAACGACCCGGAAAGGAAGCGAUUAUUAACGUUUGUGGUUGUUGGUGGCGGCCCCACGGGUGUAGAAUUUGCCGCAGAACUGCAAGAUUACAUCAAUCAAGAUUUGAGAAAGUGGAUGCCCGAUUUGAGUAAAGAAAUGAAAGUCAUCUUGAUUGAAGCCUUGCCUAAUAUCCUAAACAUGUUCGAUAAGACAUUGAUUAAGUAUGCCGAGGACCUUUUUGCCAGAGAUGAAAUUGACUUGCAAGUGAAUACUGCCGUGAAAGCCGUAGAACCAACUUACAUCCGUACUUUGCAAAACGGUCAAACAAGCACCGAUAUCCACUACGGGAUGCUAGUUUGGGCAACCGGGAAUGAACCAAUCGAAUUGUCAAAAACACUGAUGGGUAGAGUACCGGAGCAAACUAACAGGCGCGGUCUGUUAAUUAAUGAAAAAUUGGAGCUCCUGGGAGCUGAGGAUUCGAUAUAUGCGAUUGGUGAUUGUACCGCGCAUACAGGUUUCUUCCCCACGGCACAGGUCGCACACCAGGAAGGUGAAUACUUGGCCAAGAUCUUGGAUAAAAAAUUACAAAUAGAACAAUUAGAAUGGGACAUGCUGAAUAGUACCGAUGACAGUAAGGUAUCACGCUUACAAAAAGAAAUUAAUUUGAGGAGAUCUAAGCUAGAUAAGUUCAACUACAAACACAUGGGCGCCCUUGCGUACAUCGGCUCCGAAACCGCAAUUGCAGAUCUGCAUAUGGGCGACUCAUCAUACCAACUGAAAGGUAUGUUUGCCUUCUUGUUUUGGAAAUCUGCCUAUUUGGCCAUGUGUCUCUCCAUAAGAAAUAGGAUUUUAAUUGCCAUGGACUGGACCAAAGUUUACUUUCUUGGAAGGGAUUCUUCCGUGUAG